GCAUAGCGCAAAGCAGUGGAGUAGUGUACCCUGCUCAGCCUGACAUUUAUCACACAUAGGGGAUGUACCAGGAAAUAUCCUAUGCAGUUUGGUUUUGGAAUAGUGUAAUCUGUGUAAUAAUUGAAUUAUCCAAACUUGCUACGUUAAUUAUCCUAACCUGCUGCGUAAAUUCUAAAAAUAUAUUCUGUGCCAUUCUGACAUAAACCGUAUCCCGUCUAGUCACAUCCCUUAGAAGGCUUGACAGCGCCGCCCAGAGACAAAAAUGUAGAAGUACAGCUCAAUUGAACAAGGCCUAUGUCAGUAGCACUGUUCACAGUAGUAUUAAUUUAGUAGACUACAUCAUAUAAUAUAAGUAAAUACAAGGGUCUCUUUGUCUACAAAUUGGGUAAGAAUUUAGGCAUUUUGACAUUCCAAGUCCAAUAUGUUUGUGUAAACUUGUAAGGUUAGGCUACUAUAUACUGUAGGUCUAGUGAAAGGUAUGCAGUCCAUAGGGCUAGCUAGACUCUAUAGGCUAUAGUCAAUAAACUGAAGAAAGAGGUUUCAGUUUUUUCCCAUUGUGAAAAUUAAUGUAGAAAUGGAAAUCAUUGAAAUUAUAGCAAAGGCAUGUAGCCUAUCUGGAAACAGUGGAAUGACCAUCCUGCUAACCAAGAAGGGGCUUAUGAGCUUUUCUGGUCACUUGACUUCACAAACAAUGAGGUCUUUAUAAUCAAAAAGGAAAAUUGCCACACUGAUGACCAUAAAAUAGGUCAAAUCCAAUAAUUCAAUAUACCUCUUCUUAGUUUUUGUGCAUGGUUUUCAAAUAAGACCUGGGCUAUACCUUUUAAAUUGCACCUUUCAUAGGCCUACUGAUAGCACAGAGUAGCCUAAAGGAAUGCUGUCAAGAGUUCAUUAAACACCUUCAUGCUAGUGAUAAUAACACAGCCUAGGCUACAAUGGAAUCAUCACACCUACAACUAGUAUGGGUGUGACCAGACCAUAAAUAGCCUAGGUUUAAUCCAUAAGUAGGCUGCAGUUGCUUUACUUGUAUAAAUAGUGCCUUUUUAUUUGUUGGGCUCAAUGAACGAGAUUCAAAAUGGAUAGCAAUGAAGUGUCUGCAGAAUUAAAGAAAGAGCGUCCAAACAAAUCCCUUCUACUGGCAAUUUGUGCAGCUUGCAUUGGAGGAACCUUUCAAUAUGGUUAUAAUAUUUCGAUCAUCAAUGCCCCCACCAAGUCUGUGCAGAAUUUCAUCAACCAAACCUGGCUGGAGCGCUAUGAUGAGGACAUCUCAGAGCAAUACCUCACUCUCCUGUGGUCCAACAUCGUGUCCAUUUUCACAAUAGGAGGAUUUAUUGGAGCAAGUAUAGGUGGAACACUGGCCAUUAGAUUUGGGAGAAAGGGGACACUAAUGAUGAACAACGCAUUUGCCUUACUGGCUGCUCUGUUGAUGGGCCUGAGCUACCCCACUGGAUUAUUUGAACUGCUCAUCGUUGGACGAUUUUUCACAGGAGUAAAUGCGGGUAUCGGCAUAUGCGUUCAGCCACUGUAUCUGGGGGAAAUCGCCCCAAGGGCACUUCGUGGUGCCAUGGCGAUGGGGACUUCUAUUUUCAUCACCGGGGGCAUCCUUACUGGACAGGUGAUUGGGCUUAAUGAGCUCCUCGGUAAAGAAGAACACUGGCCCAUCCUGCUCUGCACCACCUGUAUCCCAGCGUUCCUGCAGCUCAUCAUACUGCCCUGGUUCCCAGAGAGCCCUCGCUACCUGCUGAUCGACAGAGGGGAUGACGUCGGAUGUAGAAAAGCGAUGAAGCAACUCCACGGCGCGGAUAACUUUGAUCGCGAGUGGGAGGACAUGGAGAGGGAGAGGGUCAGCGCCAUUGGCAUUAAACCCAAGAAGCCCUGGCAGCUGUUCAUGGACCGCAGCCUCCGCUGGCAAGUCCUCACCAUCAUCCUGCUCAACGCUGCCCAGCAGCUCAACGGCAUCAACGCUAUUUAUUUUUAUACAGAUUAUGUGUUUGAGGAGGCCGGAAUUCCAGAUGUUAACAUACCCUACGUAACUGUGGGCACAGGAGCCUGUGAAUGCCUCACUGCCCUUACCUGUGGCAUGCUGAUCGAAUCUCUGGGACGAAAAGUGCUUAUCAUCGGAGGGUAUACCCUCAUGGCUUUCUGGUGCAUUUGCUUCACUCUGACCCUCACCUUCCAAGGAGCAGGCCUAUGGAUGCCUUAUCUUAGCAUGGGAUGCGUCUUUGCUUUCAUACUCAGCUUUGGCUUGGGACCAGGUGGUGUGACAAACAUCUUGACCACUGAGUUAUUCACUCAAACCAGUCGGCCUGCUGCGUACAUGAUCGGUGGGUCCGUGAACUGGCUCAGCUUCUUCGUCAUUGGCAUGGUGUUUCCAUUUAUUGUGACUAAGUUGCAGCAGUACUGUUUCCUGGUGUUCUUGGUGAUUUCUGUCUUGGUGGCUGUAUACAUAUUCCUGGUAGUCCCUGAGACCAAGAACAAAACCUUCCUGGAGAUCCAUACGGAGUUCCAGUCCGGAGACAAGAGGAAGGCUUCAAAAGCAGAUGACGGCCCAAGGACAACAUUGUUGUCAACCCCUCUGUGAAACACAGCUCCAGUGUUUGCUGAAAGGACUUGUCAAACCUGUACCACAUUACUUAUUAUUCAACAACUGACAGUGCUAUGAAUAUCUCAUUGUCAUAUUGAUACAAAGUUCCAGAAUGUGUGUUCUUUGUCAGGGAUUGUGAAGUGUAGACAUUAUAGUAAUUGGAACACAGGAAUCAACAAAAUUAACUAGAUACUGUUAAAGGGAUACUCUGGGAUGUUGGCAAUGAGGCCAUUUAUCUACUUCCCCAGAGUCAGAUGAACUCGGAGAUACCAUUUUUAUGUGUCUGCGUGCAGUUUAACGAAAAUUGCUUACUAGUGCUAGCGUAAUUGCUAAAUAACGUUAGCGCAAUGACUUAAAGUCAGUACCAUUGACUUGCAGACAUUAUGCCAAUCCAGACAUUAUGCUAAUCUGACUUUGAGGAAGUAGAUAAAGGGUCUCAAAGCCAAAAUCCUUUAGUAUCCCUUUAAUGUUGCUGAUAAGUCCAGAUCAAUGAUUUAUAUAUGCAUGAGAUUUACAUUUGACAUUUUAUUCAUUUAGCAUACGCUCUUGUUCAGAGCGACUUACAGUUAGUGUGUUUUCCUCAAUAAAGUAGCUAUCAGCAAAGUCAGAGCUAGUAAGAGGGAAAAGGUAAAGUGUGAGUGUUUGUUCACAAAAGGCUGUUUUUUGGGGGGGUGUCAGGGUGAGAGGGUCGGUGCUGUAGGAUUAUUUAAGAUAUUCUUUGAAGAGGUAGGGUUUUAGAUGUUUUCUAAAGAUGGACAGAGACUCUGCUGUCCUAGCUUCAGUGGGAAGCUGGUUCCACCUUUGGGGUGCCAGGACAGAGAAGACCUUGGACUGGGCUGAGCAGGAGCUGCCCUCCCGUAGGGUUGGGAGGGCCAAGAGACCAGAGGUGGCAGAACGGAGUGCUCGGGUUGGGGUGUAGGGUUUGAGCAUAGCCUGAAGGUAGGGAGUGACAAUUCCAAUUGCUGCUC
Salmo salar (Atlantic salmon) is the source of this 3549-nucleotide messenger RNA. NCBI's taxonomy places the organism in Eukaryota, Metazoa, Chordata, Actinopteri, Salmoniformes, Salmonidae. The record is from RefSeq and is a predicted model, not a curated record.